AUGCAGCAGCCCCAGAACGCGCCGCAGACGAACGCGGAUCCUGCAGAUGUGUUUGUGAGGCGGCGGCGGACGGCUCUCUGGUGUUCAGUGUCUCUGUUUGGACUCUCUGUUCUUGUUCUGGUGGUCGGGCUGCUGUCGGCCACACAGACGGAUAAUGUGGCUGUGUCUGGAUACUAUCCCGGGAUUAUACUGAGUUUUGGAGCGUUCUUGGGUAUCGUUGGUCUGAACCUGGUGGAGAAUCGCAGGCCGAUGUUGGUGGCGUCCAUCAUCUUCAUCAGUCUGGGUGUCGUGUCGUGUUUCCUCUGCGCCAUCAUCGACGGAAUCAUCGCCGCUGAGUUCAUUGACAGAAGGCCACUGAUGGAGGGCCGCUGUGAGUUUUACUCAAGCACUUCUUACGGCUAUGACUACUACACUGAGGUGAGUUCAUCUGAAGAUCAUCCUGCAGGAAUAUAA
Sinocyclocheilus grahami is the source of this 453-nucleotide messenger RNA. RefSeq names its product transmembrane protein 255B-like. The transcript is spliced from 5 exons. Lineage: Eukaryota; Metazoa; Chordata; Actinopteri; Cypriniformes; Cyprinidae. The record is from RefSeq and is a predicted model, not a curated record. The coding region runs from base 1 to 453 and encodes 150 amino acids.